UACUUAGCGCUACGCCUACCACGUUUGACUCGAUGUUGACUCUUCCUGGCGCAAAGCCAUCAACGAUUCCCGAUAUUUUUCGGCGAUCAUCCAGUUUGUUGCUAUCGGACCGCUCAAAGAACGACGUGCAGUCACACGCAGUAUUAUGGUACAUCUGCCUCCCACACAGCUCGGUCUCACAGUUCAUUAGCGGAACUUGUGUUUGCCCCUUACAGCUACAUAUAUCGUGCUUCACAUCCCAUGAGCACAUAUAUAAGCCUGUCAAGCUAUCCUGAAGCCGCUAGAGCUUUCAACGACGCCAACUUUAUUCUCGACCUGAACGACGCCACCCAACGGUAUGCCCAAAUGCAAAAGGCGCUCUUUACUGCGUUCGCUACCAUCUCUGCGCAGCUGCAUAGCUUGGACUUGCAGCGCGUGGCACUGCCGUUAAGACCACGAUGGAACGCGAUCCAUGCUGAGUUUGUCACCGUUAUGAAGCAUAUACGGACGAACACCGUCGAUCUCACCGGGCGCGCGAAGAUGCUCUGCACAGUCGUGCUUCCCAUACUAGCGAGGAACCUAAACAAUAUGACACCGCGUUCACGCCAGGAAAAGAUCCAAAUUCUUCAAUCUUAUAUCAAGAUAACUUCAGACCAUGUCGCGCUCACCCAGAGCUAUGUGGGCGCGAUCUUGACUAUAAUAUCAAAUUUGACCGUAUUCCAUAAAGACCUGGCUCAGUUAGCCUGCCAACACUCGUCGUUGGCGUCGGGCCGCAACGAUCUACGUGACCUAGCCAAAAAAUUUCUUCAACUCGAGAACCAUCUAAAACAUAGAUUGUAUCACUCGUUCAGUAGUACUCAAUUCGACACCACAAUUGUCGCAAAAACGUCCACACGUUUAAUCUCAUUCUCUGGACGCCGACCGCAUAAGUCGAAAUUGUCCACACACGGGGUUGCACUUGCGGAUGAAAAUAUGACACGGGCAUAUGACGAGCUCGAACAAUGCAAGAGCGAGGUGACACACGCACAGUACGCUGUGCAAGUCUCUCACCGGCAGACGGACGCGCUCAAUACAGCACGUUCGGCAGUUUCUUCCUUCGUGUUUGAUCUCAUGGUCAAUGUCGAGUAUGGUCUUUCACUCUUUCUGUCCGUCUGGUCGUCAGUAAUGGGCGACUGCCUUCAAAUGGUAGCUUGGCUACAGAACCCCGUCGCUAGCUUACCGCCGUCUAUGUCGGUGUACAUCGACAGCGGAAUGAUGUUAUAUGCCCCUGUUGGAGCGGCAUUAGAAUUGUACAGCGGUGAACUGGAUAAGACGUAGAGGAUCUAAUACAUGGACCUAUAAACUUAUAUACGAACUUCCACGACAUAUUUUAACAAGGCGUAAUAGUGCGCAGUUCAUGAUUCUGCAGAGGUGUAUUGACCAUAGAACUAGAAAAUGCGAUGUUCCUGAAUAGAUGUGAUGGCAUAGGUGCAUGCAUGGUAUUAACGUCCAUCUGGGUAUCAACGUCUCCCCUAACGAAUAAACACUUGUCGAACUAAGCCGCCAGUCAUUAUAAUGCGCUCUUUUCUCCUAAUUGGCACACCGGCAUUCCUGAUUUCUGCAAUUCUGUCCAUGAGGUUAGGAUACGCAUGGAUCAUAAUUGAGUUUGUUGGACAUCCAUGCGUAGCGAGAAUCUCCUUC
This is a messenger RNA of Guyanagaster necrorhizus, 1659 nucleotides long. RefSeq lists its product as uncharacterized. Lineage: Eukaryota; Fungi; Basidiomycota; Agaricomycetes; Agaricales; Physalacriaceae. Bases 241 to 1296 code for a protein of 351 amino acids. The record is from RefSeq and is a predicted model, not a curated record. The transcript is spliced from 10 exons.